CUGAUAAGAUCUUUUGGAGAGCAGCGGGGAUGUUGUCUGUUUGGGGGUUGUUGCGUGUCUUUUGUCUUUGAAGUUUGAAGGAGCUCGAGAGGAGCGCGGGGACGGCGUUGUGCUGGAGGCACAGCAGAGCCCUUCCUGCAGGUUCUGAACGUCCCCUGGUCCCUUUUUCUCUCCAGCAGAGCAGCGUGGGGAUGGAGCAGCUCCGCUGGGAGCUGUGGGAAUGGCUGCUGUGCUGGGAUGCUCUCCGCAUCCCUCUGCUGCCGGCAGAGCCCCGAUGCUCGGCGCUGAUCCAUCAGCCCGAGGAUGAGGUCAGUUCCCCCGGGGGCAUCCACCAGGCAUGGAGCUUUCUCCAUCCGCUUCCGAGGAGAGGAGGAAGUGCUGGUGUCGGACAAAAGGAGAUGUCCUCUUACCUUGUUCCGCUUCCCAAUGGGUUACCGGGGUGCUGUCAGUGCCUGCUUCCCACUUUGGGGCCGUGCUCUGAUCUGUUGUUCCCCAACGAGGUGAGCUGUGCCAGGAGCGUGCAGGUGGUGCCCAAUCUCAGCCCCAAGCUCCUUCCUGCCACCCUCGCCCUCCAAGCACACAGGAGCUGCUGGGAGCUGCUGACCGUGCACUGCGGGGACCUUCCUGAGCAACAGGAGGGUGGUGAGAAAGGCAGGAAUGGGAAAUCUCUCCUGCAGAUGUGCACAGCGUGGGGCUCCAUGCAAAGUGCCGUACAGCUGUGCUCGUCCCCAUGGCAGCUUCAAAGGGGCUGAGGGUCUGCAUUCAGCCCAUACUUGUGAGCUUGCACUCUGCAGAAGGGCAUCAAAACUGCACCUGAGAGCGGUGGGACCCCCAGUUCCAGCAAACAACACCCUAAAUUGCAGCGUGGAGGGACAGAAGAGUGCUUUCCUUCAAGCAGACUUCAUUAGGAUCGCUAUGUGAACCCGGCUGAUAGGUUAUUUUGGGGGGCUGUGUUUUGCUUUGGACCACUUCCUGCAAUGGCUCGCUUUGAGACUUCAGAUCCAUUUAAAGACAGAGAUUGAGCUCUGGGAUGCUGCAUUCCCAUGGAUGCUCUCUCACAGUACCCAUCCCACAGGGGUCCCAAUGGAGAGCAUCCCCAGCGGUGGGACGAACGGGACGGGGCGGUACCAGGUUUGGGCUGUGAGCAGCAGGAUGAGGAACAGUCCCAUGUGGGGCUUUUUGGGGGGGGUGCCGAGGAAGUGACGCAGCCCCACAGCUCGGUCUCAGGAGGAUUCUCUGCGGGGACGUCCCCAGCACUGCUCAUGUGGCCGGGAGGAAAACCACCACCGUGCACAGGGCUGGGUGCUGCGGUGAUGGGCGACAGAACAGAGAUGUUCCCAUGGUGGGAACAGCUCUGAGCAUCUCUCCAGACCCUAAAAAAUGGGAGCGAGGUGUUGGCAGCUCUCAGCGCCCAGAUCUCUUCCUCUCUGCCGCUCUGCCCUCUUAUCUUCUUCCUCCUCCCAGCCUUGCCCCUUUGCUUUCGGUUCCUCCUGCCCAAAAUACUUCUGGCUGCUGACGGCUGUAACUCUAAAGCACCCGCGUCGUUCUGGCAUCACCCCCAGCGGGGGCUCAGGGACGCUCGUGGCCGUUGUGACCGUGGGGAGAGGCCCCAUGGUUUGGCCCAAGAAAGCCUCAUUUGAUGGUGGGGCUGCUGACUUCAGCCAGCAGCCGGCGCGGAUAAAGGCGGGUUUGUUCCCCUCCUACGCGCAGAGCAGGAUGCGACCCGCGGGGACAGGGCUGCACCCACGCCCGGAGCGCCUCGUCCCGAGGGAAACGGGUUAUUUUUCUUCUUUUUCCCUUUGCAAAAGCUUGCUGCAGCGGCGCCGUUCCCAGCAGCUGGCGUGGGGAUGUUUUCUUAUUUCUUGUGGAGCUUUUUCUCUUCCCGCUUCUGCUCCAUCCCGAGCUCUCCUGCUGGGUGUGACGUCUGGAGAUGGCUUUUGGUGCUUCCUCAGCGAAAGAAAGUUGUGCUGGCCAAAAACCCCGUUGCAAACGGCGUUCCCAGCCCAAUCCUGCACGCACGCACGGAGAUGCGGCGCCCCUCGCAGCAGUGGUGCAGUUCUCAGCUGUCCUCUUCCCCCCUGCCCAGGUCUCAUGGUACCAAGUGACGCGUCCCUCCCGUGAGAUUUGCUCCCCCGAAGCCCCUGAGAAGAUGUCAGGGAUGCAGGCCGUUUGGCCAUCCGGUACAGAAUGUAUCGCCAAGUACAACUUCCACGGUACCGCCGAGCAGGACCUGCCUUUCAGCAAGGGAGACGUCCUCACCAUCGUUGCUGUCACCAAGGACCCCAACUGGUACAAGGCGAAGAACAAGGUGGGCCGGGAGGGCAUCAUCCCUGCCAACUACGUGCAGAAACGGGAAGGAGUGAAGGCUGGCAUCAAGCUCAGCCUCAUGCCGUGGUUCCAUGGGAAGAUCACACGGGAGCAGGCAGAGAGGCUGCUGUACCCACCUGAAACGGGGCUGUUCCUGGUGCGGGAGAGCACCAACUACCCUGGGGACUACACCCUGUGUGUGAGCUGUGAGGGCAAGGUGGAGCACUACCGCAUCAUUUACUCCUCCAGCAAGCUGAGCAUCGACGAGGAGGUCUACUUUGAGAACCUGAUGCAGCUUGUGGAGCAUUACACCACGGAUGCUGACGGUCUCUGCACGCGCCUCAUCAAGCCGAAGGUGAUGGAGGGGACGGUGGCAGCUCAGGACGAGUUCUCCCGCAGUGGCUGGGCCCUCAACAUGAAGGACCUCAAGCUGCUGCAGAUCAUUGGCAAAGGGGAAUUUGGAGAUGUGAUGCUGGGUGAUUACCGGGGGAACAAAGUCGCCGUCAAGUGCAUUAAAAACGACGCCACAGCGCAGGCUUUCCUGGCAGAAGCGUCUGUGAUGACGCAGCUCCGACACAGCAACCUGGUGCAGCUGCUGGGGGUGAUUGUGGAGGAGAAGAGCGGCCUCUACAUUGUCACUGAGUAUAUGGCCAAGGGCAGCCUAGUAGAUUACCUGCGGUCGCGCGGGAGGUCGGUCCUAGGUGCAGACUGCCUGCUCAAGUUUUCCUUAGAUGUCUGUGAAGCCAUGGAGUACCUGGAAGCCAACAACUUUGUCCAUCGGGACCUGGCGGCGAGGAACGUGUUGGUCUCAGAGGACAACAUUGCCAAGGUCAGCGAUUUUGGGCUGACAAAGGAAGCGUCGUCCACUCAGGACACGGGGAAGCUGCCUGUGAAGUGGACGGCACCCGAAGCACUUAGAGAAAAGAAAUUCUCCACCAAAUCGGACGUGUGGAGCUUCGGGAUCCUCCUGUGGGAAAUCUAUUCCUUCGGGCGAGUGCCUUAUCCGAGAAUCCCCCUGAAGGACGUGGUGCCCCGGGUGGAGAAGGGCUACAAGAUGGACGCACCCGACGGCUGCCCAGCCAUCGUCUACGAGGUGAUGAAGAAGUGCUGGACGCUGGACCCAGGGCACCGGCCGUCCUUCCACCAGCUCCGUGAACAGCUAGUGCAUAUCAAAGAGAAGGAGCUCUACCUGUGAGAGGGCUCUGGGGGGCACCUCCACCCCCAGGGGAGGAGCAGGGGGGCUCUCCCAGCCCACACAGCACAGAGGGCCACCCAUGGGAGCGGUCGGAGGGAACCCAACCACAGGGCAGCCCCUCCUGGUCUCUUCCAACCUUCCAAAUCGGUCUUCGUUGGGUUUUGUUUUGUUUGUUUUGUCUCCCAGGCU
This is a messenger RNA of Phasianus colchicus (ring-necked pheasant), 3691 nucleotides long. The record is from RefSeq and is a predicted model, not a curated record. NCBI's taxonomy places the organism in Eukaryota, Metazoa, Chordata, Aves, Galliformes, Phasianidae.